AUUCAAUCCAAAAUCAUUUUUCUCUGCUAACUGUGAGAGAAUCUAAUCUGGCUACUGAAGAAUCGAAUAGUUGUUGAUAGUUAAGAACUUUUCAAGAUACAGUCCAUUUUACAGCUCCAACAUGGAUACUUGUACAGCGGACUCUUGCGAUAGUUUUGCUUGGCAAGCAACGUGUCCAACUUUUGUGAAAUACAUGAGAAGUCAAUUACUUUUCAUUUCCAAUAACACAUCUGUUGUGAAAGAACCAGCUCCAAAGAAUUUAACAGUAGAAGCUCUUUAUAUGAUAUGUGUAAUCCUAUGUUUUGUUGCACUUUCUGCAAUGGGUAGUUCACUCACAGCUCUGGAAUAUGCUACUGCAAAUGCAAAGAAAGAUACAUAUUUGAAGUACUUUUUGAGCUGUAAGGAAAUAACAAAAUUUUUGGAUAGCUUUAAUAACAAAGGAGUUUUACGGGAAUGGAGAGAUUAUAUAAAAUGCUUUUGUCUGGUGACGAACGGAAGACUGUUGCUGAAGAACGCUCCUGCCAAGAAUCAUCUCGAAUGCAUCGACGGAAUUCGAUUCUUCAGUUUCUGCUGGACGGUGGUCGCUCACUGUUUCGCCCUCUACUUUCCAUCCACUAAAAAUCUAGAAGAAAUGGCACCUUAUCUGCAAUAUAAGAUAGCUCAAAUUCUUGUGAAAGGGGAUUUUAUAAUCGACAUUUUUUUGGUAAUAAGUGGAUUAUUAAAUGGAUAUGGUUUCGUACAAAGUUAUGAGAAAAACAAGGGAAAUAUAUCUUGGUUUCAUUUCUAUGUCAAGAGGAUCAUAAGGAUUACACCUGCUUAUGUUAUUGUUCUGGGAUUUUACAUUACUUUGUUCUCUUACAUGGGUUCAGGACCUUUGUGGCCAGUUUAUACGACGAAUCCAGUAUGUAAAGAUAACUGGUGGUGGAACUUGCUUUUCAUCAAUAACUUUCUUUCACCUUCAAAUCAGUGCAUGUUUUGGACUUGGUAUUUAGCUGCUGAUUUUCAGUUCUACGUUUUGAGCCCUUUAUUCUUGAUUUCUAUUAUCAAAUGGCCAAGAUUGGGAUACAUCUUGAUAGGCGUUAGCAUCGGUGUAUCAAGCUUGAUAACUUUUAUUAUAUCGAAACAAUUUGAUUUAAUUAGUUGUUUAUCAAGAGUAGGCUUCCAUCUCUCCGAACCAGCCUUUGCGCUAUAUACCAUAAGAAUGUGGGAGUUCUUCGAUAAAGUAUAUCAGAAACCUUAUACAAGGAUAAGUGCUUAUUUGAUCGGACUCCUGCUGGGCCACGAAUUGUGCAAGAGAAGAGAUAAAUCUAACAAGAUAACUCUGUACUGUGGAUGGAUGACUGCGGGCAUCUGCAUGUGGCUUUAUUUCUUUCGUUUUGGAAUCGCAGAAGAUUCGGGCACAGAAACUGCUUUCUAUAAUGCUAUUAAAUUCAUCUUGUUUUCUUCUGGAACAGCAUGGUUUGUUUUUGCGUGCGUAACAAAGCAAGCAGGUUUCUUCAGCAGAUUUCUUUCCUCGAAUAUCUUCAACUCUCUUGUCCACAUAGCGUACUGCGGAUACUUAAUCCACUUCAUCGUGCUGGAGCGAUACCUGCUGAUAUACAAAGAGGCAGAAGACUAUUCAAUUGUGUCACUGGUAAUUCUGUCUGCUCAAGUGUUCCUUUGGACUUUCGUUUUCUCUUUUGCAGUGGCAUUGCUAGUUGAAAUCCCAAUAUCAAGACUUUAUUUGAAGAUCUCGAGCAAAAGCAAGUGUUGAACUAUAAAUGAUGAUUCUAAUUUACUGAAUUUUUCAAAUAAAAUGAAACUCCCAGGCAAUUAUAGUAUAGAUGGAGCUCUUUGAACUUUCAGUGAACUUGUUUCUGACUUAGAACGCUUGAAAGGAAAAGGACGGUUCGAUACAAUUACAAUUUGAUAUAGAAUUAUAUAUUUUUUUAGGUAUGCAAUCAAAAUUAAUUUAUGUAAAAUAGCGAUUUUUUUAGCAUAACUAUGAAAUUAUAUUGUUUCUAAGCUUAGCUUAGCUUCACUAGCUUGUAUCGAAAUUAAGAAUUUCAUCAAAUACAGAAAAAAACUGUUUUAAAUGUUUAUAAAGUGUUUUAU
Argiope bruennichi is the source of this 2094-nucleotide messenger RNA. RefSeq names its product nose resistant to fluoxetine protein 6-like. Lineage: Eukaryota; Metazoa; Arthropoda; Arachnida; Araneae; Araneidae. The record is from RefSeq and is a predicted model, not a curated record. The transcript is spliced from 14 exons. Bases 122 to 1753 code for a protein of 543 amino acids. Gene Ontology annotation, molecular function: acyltransferase activity, transferring groups other than amino-acyl groups.